AUGGUCAGCAAGCUCUCCAACGGCCAUCGCCAACAGCCGCGCUUUCUCAUAUGGGGGGGCAAUGGCUGGAUUGCCGGUCAGUUGAAACGCCUCCUGCAGGAACAGGGCAAGGAGGUUCACACCACAACCAUUCGUAUGGAGAACCGAGAGGCUGUGCUGUCGGAGCUCUUACUCACCAAGCCAACCCACGUUCUGAAUGCUGCCGGAUGCACUGGGAGGCCCAAUGUUGACUGGUGUGAGGACAACAAGGGCCAGACGGUACGAUCCAAUGUUAUCGGUACUUUGAACUUGGCAGAUGCGUGUUAUCAAGCCAAUAUCCAUUGCACCACCUUCGCUACUGGAUGCAUAUAUCAGUACGACAAGACUCAUCCCGUCGGUGGGCGUGGCUAUACGGAGGAAGACCGCCCGAACUUUGAGGGAAGCUUUUACUCCUUAACCAAGAGCCACGUUGAGCCGGUAUUGAGCAGUUAUCCCAACUGCCUCAUCCUCCGUCUUCGCAUGCCUGUUAGCGAUGACCUUCAUCCGCGCAACUUUGUGACAAAGCUCCUCAACUACGAGCGGGUGGUCAACAUUCCCAACAGCAACACCAUUCUCCAUGAUCUUCUGCCAGCCUCUAUUAUGCUCGCAGAACACGGUGAGACUGGCGUCUACAACUUUACCAACCCCGGCGCCAUCUCUCACAACGAGGUACUCACGCUUUUCAAGGAUAUUGUGAGGCCGGAACUGAGCUGGCAGAACUUUACUCUGGAAGAACAGGCCAAGGUCAUCAAGGCAGACCGGAGUAACUGCUCAUUGGACACGUCGAAGCUGGUUGCUAAGCUCAAGGAGUACCAGUAUGAGAUUCCCGAGGUUCACGAGGCUUACGAGAAGUGCUUUGAGCGCAUGAAGGCUGUAGGAAUUGAGUGA
This is a messenger RNA of Trichoderma reesei QM6a, 906 nucleotides long. RefSeq lists its product as uncharacterized. Gene Ontology annotation, biological process: S-adenosylmethionine biosynthetic process. Gene Ontology annotation, cellular component: methionine adenosyltransferase complex. The transcript is spliced from 2 exons. The record is from RefSeq and is a predicted model, not a curated record. Gene Ontology annotation, molecular function: methionine adenosyltransferase regulator activity. The coding region runs from base 1 to 906 and encodes 301 amino acids. Lineage: Eukaryota; Fungi; Ascomycota; Sordariomycetes; Hypocreales; Hypocreaceae.